AUGAACACCAGCGCUAUUUUUACCGUAACCCGACCGAGCGAUCAGCCUCCUCCCACAUCGCGAGAUAAGUUCGUCUUCAAGAAUCGUACACGCUUUAUUAUUCUACUACUAUGUACACUAUGCUUAUCGAUUGCACAAAGCAACACUCUUACGUUGAACUUUACCGUUAUUUGUAUGGCCGGCGACCCGAUCGAUAUCGAUCAAUACAACACUUCCGGCACCAUUUUUCUAACCGCCAAUGGCACUUAUUACGAGACUGGUAGUUCGUCGUAUUUACUGGAAUAUGAUGAAGCAGUAUUUGCUAGACGGCACUAUGCCUACUCGUCUAAUGAAAAGAACAUGCUGUUCUCGUUUGUGGCCAUCGGUGCCAUGGUGGCCGUCUAUCCGGUCAUGUGGCUGAUUCAGAAGUUUGGCACUCGAUCCAUUGUGACGAUAUUCGGUUUUUUCUCUGCACUCUGCACUGCUCUUAUCCCACUGUGUGCAUAUCUCGGUUUCUACUGGAUGGUUGUGAUGCGAUUUCUACAGGGAACUGGCCUUUCGACCGGAUUCACUCUAAUUGGUAUUGUUACUCGACAAUGGUCAAUGCAAAAGCAGAGCGCUUUCUUCAUCGCAUUUCUCACAUGCUUUUUCCAGGUGAGAAGCUGGACUGUCAAAGGAGGUAGUGCACAGCAGUCUCGGAUCCCAUAG
Messenger RNA from Cooperia oncophora, 687 nucleotides. The record is from the annotation of a GenBank genome assembly. NCBI's taxonomy places the organism in Eukaryota, Metazoa, Nematoda, Chromadorea, Rhabditida, Trichostrongylidae.